This is a messenger RNA of Linum tenue, 1185 nucleotides long. NCBI's taxonomy places the organism in Eukaryota, Viridiplantae, Streptophyta, Magnoliopsida, Malpighiales, Linaceae. The record is from the annotation of a GenBank genome assembly.
AUGUCGAAAAGGAUCAAGAAGAAUGAAGCGUCGGAAGAGCAGCCGAACGAACUGUCGCUUAGGCUGCCAGUUGGAUUUCCCGAGGAUCUGUCUGAUAUGUUCUUGCUGAGGCUGCCUAGGGCUUGCUUUCUCUUCCGAUUCCGCUCCGUCGCGAAGUCAUGGCAGACUCGCUUCUUGAAGCCUGACUUCAUCAAGAAGUUCAUCUUCCAGAACACCGACCUCUGGAACGAUCCACAGCUUCUAAUCCAGCGCCGCCAGAAAGGCAGGUCAGUUUACUCUCUUCAUUCUCACCGCUCGCUCCGUCUCGUCUCCGGCCCUGCUCAAUUGGAAAAACUAGAAUUGGGUUCCGGUAACUUCGAGGUUCGCUGCGGCUGUAAGGGUCUCUUCUGCCUUGCCGACGGAGAUGGCAGCGGCUUCUCGAAUAUUGUUCUCUGGAAUCCAGCAACCACGCAGACGAAGCUUCUGCCGGUUUCCAACCUCGAUCAAGCUUUGGAUGGGUAUGCCCGGAUGAGCGAGGUGAUCGGGUUUGGUUUCGACCCGGAAAAGAAUGACUACAAAGUCGUUCGGACUGUGGUUCGCUUUACCGCUGACGAGGACAUAGAGGAAUCUAGUGAGGUCUACAGCCUUAAAAUUGAUUCCUGGAGGACGAUUUACAUAAGGCCUCAUGAUCUUCCGGACACCAUCCAUUACUCGGUGCCAUCUGAAUCUGGUGAUGGCAGAUUGUUCUACUGGUGGGGACCAUUGUUGGAUUUCAUUUCGUUUGAUAUGAGGAGUGAAGAGUGUGAGGGUAUGAGAUUGAGAUAUCCUGAUGCAUCGAUGCAGAGAGCCUUCUCCGUGAGAUCCGUUUCCUUGGUCAAAGGCUCGACGGUUGUCAUAUUUUCCGAUAGAAGUAUUGAUCGUCAUGAACCCAAUGAGUUGCAGACAUGGGUGAGGUUGGAUUUUGAAGAUAGAAUGGCCGGCUGGAUAGAGUUGUCCACCAUUAAGAGCAACAAACUGAACAUGUGCAUGCAUCCAGUGGGAAUAUGGAAGGACAAGAGGUGUUUCCUCCAGAGAUACGAAGAUGGACAGCUCGUGGUCGUCGAUCUUGAAAAAGGAGAAGUCCUUCCCAUUGAACUUCAGAUUCAAGGAGAUUGGGAAUCAUUCAAAAUCUUCCCUUAUACUCCAUGUGAAGUUUCAUUGGAGUAG